Messenger RNA from Doryrhamphus excisus (bluestripe pipefish), 1556 nucleotides. Its product is annotated as saccharopine dehydrogenase-like oxidoreductase. Lineage: Eukaryota; Metazoa; Chordata; Actinopteri; Syngnathiformes; Syngnathidae. Gene Ontology annotation, cellular component: mitochondrion; plasma membrane; lipid droplet. Gene Ontology annotation, biological process: glycolipid biosynthetic process. The record is from RefSeq and is a predicted model, not a curated record.
GUGGGAGUGAUUGGACGAUGGGAGGAGCUUUCUCGGACUAUCCUUUAGAGUUGCGACCCAGCAGUAGACCGCCCUCUUUAUCACUCGCUCUUCUUCCGGGUAGAAAGGUGCAGGUGUUGCAGUGCUCUCUCCCUCUCCAGCUUGUCUGCUGUCGACAUGGCGAGUGUUCAUACAUCAGCUAGCAGGCCUUACCACCUGGUUAUCUUCGGAGCCUCCGGAUUUACAGGACAGUUUGUGGUGGAGGAGGUGGCCCGGACCGUGUCCGAGGGUCCGCAAGGGAAUCUGAAGUGGGCCGUAGCCGGGAGGAGCAAGAAGAAGUUGGAGCAAGUUCUGGAUCAGGCCGCCUCUGUCCUCGGAAAGCCGGAGCUGAGGACCGGGGUGGACAUCAUUUUCGCAGAUGUGGAAGAACCAGACUCACUGGCGGCUAUGUGCAAGCAGGCCGUCAUUGUUCUCAACUGUGUGGGGCCUUACAGAUUCUUUGGUGAGCCAGUUGUCAAAGCCUGUGUGGAGAAUGGAGCCCAUCAUCUUGACAUCUGUGGAGAACCUCAGUUUCUGGAGGGCAUGCAACUCACCUACCACAACCAGGCAUCAGAAAGGGGCGUGUACAUCAUAGGAAGCUGUGGAUUCGACUCCAUCCCUGCUGACAUGGGGGUCCUGUACACCAGAGAGCAGUUUAAGGGUACUCUGACUGCAGUGGAGAGCUUCCUGACUGUCAAAACGGGCCCUGAGGGAGGAUGCAUCCAUGAUGGCACGUGGCAGUCGGCCAUCUAUGGCUUCGCAGACAGCCACAAGCUUCAAAGUCUUCGGAGGAAGUUUAAUUACAAACCUUUGCCCUCAGUUGGCCCCAAGCUGAAACGCAGGGGUGCAGUGUUCUACAGUAAUGAGAUCCAGCAGUACACGGUGCCCUUCAUGGGUUCUGAUCCAUCAGUUGUUAAGAGAACACAGCGCUUCCUGGUGGAGGAAUAUCAGGCCUCUCCGGUACAGUAUGGAGCGUAUGCAGGCAUCGGCGGUAUUUGCAACAUCAUUAAAUUGAUGCUGGCCGGCAUGAUGUUCUGGCUCUUAGUCAAGUUCAGUUUUGGACAGAACCUGCUCAUCAAAUAUCCAGAGUUGUUCUCCUUUGGACUCUUCUCCAAAGCUGGACCAACUCGGAAGCAGAUGGAAUCAUCUUCAUUUCGGUUUGUGUUCUAUGGAGAGGGAUACUCGGAGGGACUGGACCCCUCCCAGGGAAAACCUAAUGGCAAGAUUUGUACCUUGGUUCAAGGACCAGAAUGUGGUUAUGUGGCUACGCCCAUCGCCAUGGUGCAAGCUGCUCUAACCAUCCUCAAUGAAUCCACAGCUUUGCCCAAGAGGGGAGGAGUGUACACACCAGGAGCUGUGUUCGCAAAAACCACCUUAAUUGAGCGUCUCAACAAACAUGGCAUCCAGUUCUCUGUCAUCUAAGGUUCCCUGUGUGAGGCUGGGCUUCACUAUUUGGUUGAAGCAAUUGAACGCAAUCACAGAAUAACAACUGGAAUGUCUGCAAUUUAAAAAAAAAAAAAAAAAAAAAAAAAAGCCCA